Nicotiana attenuata is the source of this 414-nucleotide messenger RNA. Its product is annotated as translation initiation factor IF-2-like. NCBI's taxonomy places the organism in Eukaryota, Viridiplantae, Streptophyta, Magnoliopsida, Solanales, Solanaceae. The record is from RefSeq and is a predicted model, not a curated record. The coding region runs from base 1 to 414 and encodes 137 amino acids. Gene Ontology annotation, molecular function: nucleic acid binding; zinc ion binding. The transcript has 2 exons.
AUGGUGCCUAGAGCAUGCUACGAGUGUGGAGAUCCGGGUCACCUGAGGAGGACUUGCCCCAGACUUCGGGGUAAGGCGGUACAGCAGGGUCAGCAGCCCCAAACUCCGGCACCAGCUGCCCAGCCACCUAGAGGUGGAGGGCAUACGGGUAAAGGCCGUCCUAGAGGUGGAGGCCAGACAGGGAGAGAUUUGGGGAAUUUGGGUCAUGGAUUUGGAAUAAGGGGAAUGAGAAGAAGAGAUGGUGAGAUUUUGGGGUUGUUUGCGGGUGCUCCGCCGGUGGCGGCGAUUUCGGGCCGGCGAAGAUGGGCGGCGGGCGGCGGUUCUCUAAGAAGGGAGGAGAGAAUGAGAAGAGAGAGGAAGAAGAAAAGAAUUAUGGGGGAAAUGGCGCAAAAUGUCAGCAUUUUUAAGUCUUAA